Messenger RNA from Sinocyclocheilus rhinocerous, 312 nucleotides. It is a transcript of the gene mrpl57, whose product is annotated as mitochondrial ribosomal protein L57. NCBI's taxonomy places the organism in Eukaryota, Metazoa, Chordata, Actinopteri, Cypriniformes, Cyprinidae. The record is from RefSeq and is a predicted model, not a curated record. Gene Ontology annotation, cellular component: mitochondrial ribosome. Gene Ontology annotation, molecular function: structural constituent of ribosome. The coding region runs from base 1 to 312 and encodes 103 amino acids. The transcript has a single exon. Gene Ontology annotation, biological process: mitochondrial translation.
AUGUUCUUGACUUUGGCGCUUUUGCGGAAGGGAAUCCCAGGAAAGCAGUGGAUCGGGAAGUACCGUCGACCACGGGUAGUCACCUGGCAGAUAAGACGCAAUGUGAUUAAACGCCUGGAACAGGAAGCCGAGAAUGAAUACUGGAUCAGCCGGCCAUUCAUGACGCAGGAACAGGAGCAAGGCCACGCAGCACAGAGGCGGGAGUGGAUGUGGCAACAAAUCAAAGCUACACGACAAGCCAAGUUUCCUGAACACAAAUACAUUGCAGACCAACUAAACCACCUGAAAAUCACCAAGACCUGGCCCAGCUAA